Molecule: messenger RNA, 1407 nt
Organism: Talaromyces marneffei
Lineage: Eukaryota; Fungi; Ascomycota; Eurotiomycetes; Eurotiales; Trichocomaceae
Exons: 3
Coding region: 1-1407 (468 amino acids)
Biological process (GO): regulation of transcription by RNA polymerase II; box C/D snoRNP assembly; chromatin remodeling
Cellular component (GO): Swr1 complex; Ino80 complex; NuA4 histone acetyltransferase complex
Molecular function (GO): ATP hydrolysis activity; DNA helicase activity; ATP binding
Source: RefSeq, a predicted model, not a curated record
AUGGCUGCUCCUAUUUCUACCAUCGCUGAGAGCAAAGAGCUCCGCGGUCUCAACCUCAUUGCAGCUCACUCGCACAUUCGCGGCCUCGGCGUCGACCCAGAUACAUUGCAACCAAGGCCUUCAUCCCAGGGCCUCGUUGGCCAGGAGAAAGCGAGGAAAGCAGCGGCGGUUAUCCUGCAGAUGGUCAAGGCAGGAGAUAUUGCAGGUCGUGCCGUUUUAAUUGCUGGUCCUCCUAGUACGGGUAAAACUGCAAUCGCCAUGGGCAUGGCACAAUCACUAGGCCCCGAUGUACCUUUUACCACACUCGCCUCAUCAGAAGUUUUCUCGCUGGACAUGUCCAAAACUGAAGCACUCACUCAGGCAUUCCGCAAGUCUAUUGGUGUGAGAAUCAAGGAAGAAAGUGAGAUUAUCGAGGGUGAGGUGGUGGAAAUUCAAAUCGACCGAAGUGUUACAGGGGGUAAUAAACAAGGAAAACUCACCAUCAAGACUACCGAUAUGGAGACAAUCUAUGACAUGGGCACUAAAAUGAUUGAUUCAAUGACUCGCGAACGCGUUAUGGCCGGAGAUGUCAUCUCCAUCGACAAAUCCUCAGGCAAGAUUACCAAGCUCGGUCGCUCUUAUGCGCGCUCAAGAGACUACGAUGCUAUGGGACCUGACGCCAAAUUCGUUCAAACUCCCGAGGGCGAACUUCAAGUGCGCAAGGAGAUUGUGCACACCGUCAGUCUUCAUGAGAUCGACGUCAUCAACUCUCGUUCACAAGGCUUCUUGGCUCUCUUUUCGGGUGACACAGGCGAAAUCAGAAGUGAGGUUCGAGAUCAGAUCAACACUAAAGUUGCUGAAUGGAAAGAAGAGGGCAAAGCUGAGAUAAUACCUGGUGUUCUGUUUAUUGAUGAGGUCCACAUGCUGGAUAUUGAGUGUUACUCUUACAUCAACCGAGCCCUGGAAGCGGAAUUGGCACCAAUUGUUAUCAUGGCCAGCAACCGUGGCAUCACACGUAUCCGUGGAACCAACUACUCCUCACCACAUGGUCUACCCCUUGACCUGUUAGAUCGUGUGUCCAUUAUCAGCACUCAACCUUACACAUCCGAUGAAAUCAGACAAAUAUUGGCAAUUCGAGCCCAAGAAGAAGAGGUCGACCUCUCACCUGAUGCUUUGGCUCUUCUUACUAAGAUCGGUCAGGAGUCUGGCUUGCGCUAUGCCAGCAAUAUCAUCACAACCUCACAGUUGCUGAGCGAAAAGCGAAAAGCCAAGGAAGUUAAUGUCGACGAUAUUCAACGCAGUUACCGAUUGUUCUACGACCCUGCACGAAGCGUUAAAUUUGUCAGCGAUUUUGAGAAGCGAUUCAUCAGCGAGACCGGCGAGGUCAGUCUUGGACACACUAAUGGCGACGCGAUGGAAAUAUCGUAA